ACACAGCUUGAUGUAGGCUGAUGUUAACAAGGAGACUAUUGGUUAUCUCUGAUCCCCUGAAACCCGGCGGCAUAAUUAAUCUGUAACCUGCACUUCGGAAGUUUUUUUCCUUUCUGUAAGACCCGAGGAGCUGAUAAUAAGGAAAAGAAGGAGGGAUAAUGGUGACGGAGAGAAGUACCCUAUGGAAAGGGGUCAUUUUGGUUCUUUUUUUUUAGAUUAGUCUAACUUUGGACUUGGACGCAUUUGAUUCAAACCUGAUGCUUUGAAAGAACUGGUUGUGAAAGGAAGCACGCUUUUCACUUUGCUUCAGCACUGUGUGUGUGUGUGAUCGGUGUGUCUGUGUGUGUUUUUUGCCUCCUUUUGUGUCCCGCACUUCUCCGAGCGCGCGCGAGACAUUUUCCCCGGACAUUUUCCCCUUACCUCCUCGAGGUGACCAAAACCCGGGAUUAGUGAAAAACUUUAUACCUUUCAAUCUAUUCACGUCAUUAAUUCUUGCUGUAACACUCCAUCUUUUAGUCUUCCUCUUGGAUUGUAAAUAAAGAAGGCAGCGCAAAGAAAUACAAACUGGUUGCGGUGCAGCUGCGCCUUUUCCGAGGGGGAAAACAUGGAUGUACGAUUUUAUCCGUCCUCAGGGGGGACUUCCAUUCCCGGAGAUCCACAGAACAUGGAUUUCUCCCACUGCUCUGGCUACUACAGCUACAACAAGUUUGGAAACAACAAUAACUACAUGAACAUGGCUGAUGCAAACGGGUCUCUGCUUACUGGGGGAGAUACAUUUCACACUCCAAGUCUUGGAGAUGAAGAGUUUGAGAUCCCUCCCAUCACUCCUCCUCCGGAGACUGAAUCCGGCUUGGGACUCCAUGAUGGGGGUUCAGCCUACCCCGGUCUUCCACAUCCCAAUGCUCAACGAGCUCAUUUCACUCCACAGUUUCCACCCCAGAGCCUGGAUCUGCCCUCUAUAACCAUCUCCAGGAACCUGAUGGAACAGGAUGGAGUGGGCAUCAAUAAUGGCCUCCCUGUGGGUAUCUCACAGUCUCAGCUGCGUCAAUACGGACCAAACCCCACCAUGGUCAUGCGUUCCAUCAUCAACAUGAACAACCCCAAUGCGAUGAUGUCUCGCAAUCAGUUAACCACCAUUAACCAAUCUCAGCUGAGUGCCCAGCUUGGCCUCAACAUGACUGGACAGAACAUCACUCACACUUCCCCAUCUCCUCCAGCCAGCAAGUCGGCUACACCAUCUCCCUCCAGUUCCAUUAAUGAAGACGAUCAGGAUGAGGGGAGUAAGAUUGGUGAAAAGCGUCCUGCCCCAGAUGCUGGAAAAAAGCCCAAGACACCUAAGAAAAAGAAGAAGAAAGACCCAAAUGAGCCACAGAAGCCCGUCUCAGCAUACGCGCUAUUCUUCAGAGACACUCAGGCGGCCAUUAAGGGUCAGAACCCUAACGCUACCUUCGGGGAAGUUUCCAAGAUUGUGGCCUCCAUGUGGGAUGGUCUAGGAGAAGAACAGAAACAGGUUUACAAAAGCAAAACCGAGGCGGCCAAGAAAGAGUAUCUAAAAGCUCUUGCUGCUUAUCGUGCUAGUCUGGUGUCAAAGGCUGCAGCAGAGUCUGCUGAGGCUCAGACUAUCCGAUCAGUUCAGCAGACGCUGGCCUCCACCAGCCUCUCCACUGGCCUGGCAAUGCCCUCUCCACUAUCCUCCCCUCUCUCCCAGCAUCCCUCUAUGCCCUCAGCAUCACAGGCCCUGCAACAAGCCCUUCCUCGAGCCAUUGCCCCCAAACCGCUUCAGAUGCGCGUUGGAAACAGCCAUGUGGUCACCUCGGUCACCGUGGCACACCAAAACAUGGCACCUGGCAUGCAAUCGCAAAUGUUAGGCCAGAUGUCCUCACCUCAGAUGAGCCCACCCAUGCAUGCUGCCAUGCAGCAGCAGCACUUGCAGCACCACCAGAUGCAGCAGCAGCAGAUGCACCACCAGCAGAUUCAGCAGCAGAUGCAGCACCAGCAUUUCCAACAUCAUCUGCAGCAGCAGCUUCAGCAGCAUCACAUGCAGCAGCAACAACAGCAGCAGCAGCAGCAGCAGCAGCAGCAACAGCAGCAAAUGCAACAGCAUCAGCAUCAGCACAUGCAAAUGCAACACAUGCAGAUGCAACAGAUGCACCAGAUGCAUCAGCAGCAGUCACAUUCGCCUGUUCAGCACUCACCCGGAACCCCACAUUCGGCAUCGAUCGGAAGUCCACAACCACCACCUCCACCGCCUCAGAUCCAAGUCCUCUCACAAGUCAGCAUUUACUAGUAACAAAAAAUACCUGCAUUCUCAACUUGGCGAGAGAAGACAUAAAAAAAGCAUAAUUUCAAAGUUGCUUUUUUUUUCGAAGUUGCACUUAAGAAGUGUGUAAGAUUAACAUAUGAAUGUUACAAAGAACUGUCCUUUGUUCUAGAUGGAUAUGCGGACUUGUGUAAAAAGAAAGAAAGAAAUAGAGCCGAAGGCUUUUGCCCCACUUUUGUCUAUAAAAUAGGCAGAGCUAUGAAGGGACAGAGUGCCUGAUUGUUGUUUUUUUUGUGUGUGCUUUUUCUUUUUUUUUUCACCUCUAUCUUUGAGGAAGUUUCUGGGCACAUCGAUGGCAGAGGGACAGUUGGGUCAGGUGAAUUUUUUAUAGCAAAGCAUCAUUUACGAGGCCAAUAAUGGCUACUACGAAAGCCCUACGUAAAAAGAUUCUGAUAGCUUUUGACUUGACAACAUGGAGGACAGCAGAAACAAAAUGGUAGUAUUGUUGAAUUGUACACAAGACGGGAAUCUGAACGUACAAGCGCAGCUGAAAACUCACUUGCAGAGAAGAUCAACUGCUCUCUGGAAAGUAUAUCAAUAAACAUCAAUAAAACUUUUGUUCUUUUUCUCCUUACUACAUUUCUGUAAAAGAACCUUGAGGAAGGAUCUACAGAAUUUUUCCCUUUCCACAUCUCUGGAGAGAGUGAAACAACAAGAACUUACUUUUAUUAGUGGAGAGAACAUAACAUACUGCCAGUGAGCAGGUUUCUGUCAACAAGACUCAAAAACUGAAAACUCUUGAUACUGCUGCACAUGAGCUAAGGAAAAUUUUUCGUUGAGAGGAAGAAAAUAAACAAACAAAAAACUCUGGCUCAGAUGUGUGUAUAAAUAGCACUCCAAAAAAUCUAUGUAUUUGUCUUUACCUCAAAAAUUUAAAUUAAGUUUCUGUUAAGUUUGUAUUCAUUUUGUGUAAAAAAAAAAAAAAAAGUGCAUAUUUUAAGGAUAUUUUAAGGAAAAAAUUGCAAAAAAAAAAAAAUCAAGGACUAACGCCAGUGUUUUAAUGAUUCAUGUAUUUUUACACUGUUCCUUGAUGGCAAUUUAAGUGAAGAGUGGAAUGGAGACUCCUGGCAGAAGCUAACAAAGUUGGAAGUAUUUUAUGCCAGCUGUAAAAA
Molecule: messenger RNA, 3432 nt
Organism: Silurus meridionalis
Lineage: Eukaryota; Metazoa; Chordata; Actinopteri; Siluriformes; Siluridae
Gene: tox3
Product: TOX high mobility group box family member 3
Exons: 7
Coding region: 605-2287 (560 amino acids)
Biological process (GO): regulation of transcription by RNA polymerase II
Cellular component (GO): nucleus
Molecular function (GO): chromatin DNA binding
Source: RefSeq, a predicted model, not a curated record